Molecule: messenger RNA, 3427 nt
Organism: Coprinopsis cinerea okayama7#130
Lineage: Eukaryota; Fungi; Basidiomycota; Agaricomycetes; Agaricales; Psathyrellaceae
Product: UDP-glucose epimerase
Exons: 13
Coding region: 44-3427 (1127 amino acids)
Biological process (GO): beta-D-galactose catabolic process via UDP-galactose, Leloir pathway
Cellular component (GO): cytosol
Molecular function (GO): UDP-glucose 4-epimerase activity
Source: RefSeq, a predicted model, not a curated record
CCCUCGGAAGCAAUUCCUGCUUUCUCGUCUCCUUGCUGGCUCGAUGGUUUCUUUACGCCCUCAUCUCCAAAAGCUGUUGGAAUCGUUGCCUGCACCGCCAGCCGACCAGAAGAAACUAGAGGAACUUGUCAAGCAGACAUUGGAGGAUGCUAAAGCGCGUGCUUCGUCGGAAAACUGGAAGAGUCAAUGGGAGUAUUUGUUGAGGGAAGAGAUAUUUAGACUGGCAGGAACGGAAGGGCAAGCCCUGAACUCAAACGACGUCGCCUAUUACGACGAACUCCGUGACAAACUUGACAUUGUCCUCAUAUUCACCGAACAAGACGCCUGCGAACAAACCUUCCCUUUCCUCGUCCUCCAAGACCUCCUCGAAACACAAACCAUCGCCUCAUGUUCCCAGAUAUUCUCGUGGAUAGAGGACCGUGCAUCACGCCUCACAGAGGGAAUGGUUCCACAGAAGGGCAAAGCACUCAUCCUGCUUCGGACACUCAACGAACUGCUACGUCGGUUAUCCAAGAUGGGGUCUACGACUAUUUUUUGUGGUCGGAUAUUGACGUUCUUGAGCGGUGUGUUCCCGCUUGGAGAGAGGAGUGGUGUUAAUCUGCGGGGAGAGUAUGGACCCACAUGGGAGGGGGUGAAAUACUCGGACAAAGAGAAGGUGGUUUCGAGUGAGGACGAGGACGUGGAGAUGGCUCCGGCGGACGAGUCCCAGACACAGGAUGAUAAGAUGCAGGUGGAUACGAAAGAAUCCCAGCCUGCCCCUCAGACUGCUGCAGAGAAGAGGGAAGACUUCUACAACACGUUCUGGUCACUGCAGCUGUACUUUUCCAAGCCGACAGAGUUCGCAAACAAGGGGGCAUUGGAAGACUUUAGGGCGUCUAUCAACAAAGUCAUCCCCGUCAUCAAGGAGGCUACUGCGAAGGAGCGGGCGAUGAUGGGCAGUCGCAACUUGACUGGUCCUGGUGCAGGGCUGAAGCGGAAACGCGAACCUGAAGCCGAGGAAUCCAAUGUCACCGAAUACUUCUUUGCCAAGUUCCUUACCAGUCCAGAGUUACUAGACCUCGAGAUCGCGGACACGCAUUUCCGAAGACAAUUCCUGUUCCAAAUGCUGAUCCUUCUCCACCACCUCCUCACCUUCACCAAGGAAGCAAAGGAAGGAUGGGCCACCCUUCGAAACCGAUCACUGCAAAUGGACUUUACACUCGAGCCAGACGAUGCUCGUUGGGUGCAGGAAUACAUUAACAAGGUCACUGAGGAACUACGGCAAACAACACCCAACGGCCGACAAUUCUCGGACACCGUCACAACCAUCCUUGACCGCGAGAGGAACUGGGUGAAAUGGAAGAAUGAGAUAUGUGUUCCAUUCGAUAAAGAACCUUGGAGCCAGGAGGUCGAUGGGAAGAAGGUGGACAUGUUCGAAGCAACGCGCCAGUUCCGCGACGAGUUGCGAACGCAACCCGAACCUUGGAAGUGGGCAUAUGGAACAGAACCAUUAACAGAGAUCUGGGAGAUGGGCUACAGGUCCCUAUACGAUCUCGAAAAUCCAUUCCAACCUGGCGAUGUGAAGGACUUCGUGAAGCAGCUUAAGCGUUAUGACGCCCAGAUAGAGAUGCGGAAACGGCAGCUGGCCAUGGCAGCAGAGCGGGUCGCCAAGGCACAGGCGAGGGCUGCUGCUGCAAAGGCUGCCGCAGCGCCACCAGCUCCCGCCCCCGCCCCGACCCCUUCUGAGAAGCCGGAAGGGAAGCAAGAGCCUGAACUUGCAGCACCCAAACCAGUCCCCGCUGCUGGCAAUUCGCCGUUACAUCCCUCACUGCCGCCCAAACCUGGCUCUCCUGUCAAGCCUUCCCCAUCUCAAGAGGCGCCAAAGGCAGCCACCCCUGCACCGGCUGCACCCACGCCAACACCUUCAGCUCCGGCACCCUCACCGUUCGUUCCGCCGCCGCCAACCACGGACCCCCAGAUUAAGAAAUUUGAGGAGGACAAGCUGCGGCUGACCUGGUUGGGUCUUCGAACGGCACGAGAACAGCACCUGCAACACUUUGGAAAGAUAGGCACGGGCGACUUGGAGCUGCUCGUCAACGAGAUAGAUAAUUGCAAGGGUGACAAGGAGCGAAAUUUACGGGGCGAAUCCGUAGAAGAGGCUGUUGAGGGGGGAGGGGAAGCCAGUCAAAAAAAAACUCGCCGGUACAAGGUUAUUUCAGUCGACAACCACCACAACUCCAAGCGGGAAGCUCUGAAACGCGUCUCACAACUAUCGAGAAGCGAACUACCUCCAAACCCAACACAGCAGGAAAUCGAGAGCACAGAAAUCGACGCCUACAAAUGUGACCUCGCCCAGGCAGACCAACUACGAGCUGUUUUCCAGAGAUAUGGAAAAGGGGGAAUUUGGGGUGUCAUCCACAUCGCAGCUCGUAAAGCUGUCGGCGAAUCUUCCGAGGUCCCUCUGGACUACUACCACAAUAAUGUCGCUGCUUCAGUAACCCUUCUGAGAGUUAUGGACGAGUUUGACUGUCAUCGCAUUGUCUAUUCGUCGUCUGCUACGGUCUACGGAACCCCGCCAACUAUUCCUAUACCCGAGGGAACACGCUUACAGGCAGACAGCCCUUACGGACGAACCAAAAUCAUGGUUGAACACAUUCUUGAAGAUCUCUGCCGGUCUGAUCAGAAGUGGCGUGCACUCUCACUCAGAUAUUUCAACCCCGCAGGUGCACACCCAUCCGGUCAUAUUGGCGAGGAUCCCCUCGGUCGGCCAGGGAAUCUCCUCCCGCUCCUGGCGCAAAUGGCCAUCGGACGCGUCAAAGACGCCACCCUUAAAGUUUUCGGCAACGAUUACCCAACUCCGGACGGAACGUGCGUCCGGGAUUAUUUGCACGUCCUAGACUUGGCGGGAGGCCACGUUCUAGCCCUCGACGGCCUCUCCCCCAACUCUACCAUCUUCAACCCCAAGUCCGAGGUCUUCUUCAAAAGCUAUAACCUCGGUAGAGGCAAAGGUUUCAGCGUUUUGCAGAUCGUCGAGGCGAUGCGGAAAGCGACCGGUUUUGAUUACCGCUGCGAGAUUGUCAGUCGAAGACGGGGCGAUGUGCCUGACUUGACUGCAGACCCUUCGUUGGCAGAGCGAGAGCUUGGAUUUAGGGCACCGCAAGACUUGGAGACUAUGUGCCGAGACCUUUGGAAUUGGCAAACCAAGAAUCCUUAUGGCUACGAGGAGUCUCCUACCGUUAACGGAUUCAACGGCCAUGCCAAGUCAUUCACCAACGGGGUUCUCGCUAAUACGAACAGCCGUCCAUUGACAAACGGUAAAUCUGCGUAUACCAACGGCACCGGCGCAAUCUACACCAAUGGUAACGGCGUAUACACGAAUGUUAUGAACGCUGUUCAUACCUACUUUAACGGAAGCGGCAAUGUUGCCUAUAUGAAUGGCCAUGUCUAA